AUCCAAUAACCAUCUCUAAAUCAUAGUUGUAAGCAGAGCGAAAGCAACAAGAAAAUAUACAAAUUGUAGCAAUUUGUUUAUUACAUUUACCGACACCAGUAAACUUGAAAUUACUUACAGCGAUUUGGCAAAUGAGAGGCAACAGAGACUUCGCAACGACGACGUGUUGACAGAUAUUCCGAGGCCAGUAGGAGAGGCAGAAGUUCCACUUUAAAGCGAAUGGAAAUGCAGGGCAGCCGUACAAAUAAUAAUGUCCCGGCUCGCUGAUUACUUUGUUAUUGUUGGCUACGAUAACGACAAAGAAAAAACUGCAGGCAAUGUCAACGGCCAGCCAAUAUGUGGAAAAAUUGUGCAGCGUUUUCCCGAGAAAGAUUGGCCAGACACACCCUUUAUCGAGGGUAUCGAAUGGUUCUGCCAACCACUGGGCUGGAAUUUAUCGUGCGAGAAACAAGAGCCGAAAUUUUUUGUCUCCGUGCUAACCGACAUCGAUGCAAACAAGCAUUAUUGUGCCUGCCUGAGCUUCCACGAGACGCUGGCCAUAACGCAGACGAGGACUAGUGUGGACGAUGAGGACGAGACUAUCUGUCCAACCAACACCAAAUAUCAGCAUCAGCAACAUGUGGUGGGCGCGGCCGGUGCCGUCGAUGUGGUUGCUGUGCCUGGCACGUCCACAGUGGCCACAACUGCGCCCAUUACUCAUCACAGCGUUAUGUAUGCGCCGAAGUGUUUGGUGCUCAUAUCGCGUCUGGACUGUGCCGAGACGUUUAAGAACUGCCUGGGCACAAUUUAUACAGUGUACAUUGAAAACUUGCCAUACGCCAUGGAGAAUCUGAUCGGCAAUAUAUUGGGAUGCAUACAGGUGCCACCAGCGGGCGGGCCGCAGGUGCGUUUCUCCAUUGGAGCCGGAGAUAAGCAAUCGUUGCAGCCACCGCAGAGUUCGUCGCUGCCCAUGACUGGCAGCGGUGUGCAUUUCCUCUUCAAACAGCUGGGCAUCAAGAACGUGCUCAUAUUGCUGUGUGCAGUGAUGACCGAAAAUAAAAUACUCUUCCACUCCAAGUGCUAUUGGCAUUUGACGGACAGCUGCCGUGCGCUGGUCGCGCUCAUGUAUCCCUUUCGCUACACUCACGUCUACAUACCUAUAUUGCCAGCACCGUUGACUGAGGUGUUAUCCACACCCACACCCUUCAUCAUGGGCAUACAUAGUUCGUUGCAGACAGAGAUUUCGGAUCUGCUGGAUGUGAUUGUUGUGGAUUUGGAUGGCGGUUUGGUCACCAUACCUGAGUCUCUGUCGCCGCCAGUGCCCAUUUUGCCGACACCGUUGUGGGAACAAACUCAGGAUUUGCUCAGCAUGAUACUUUUUCCAAAUCUGGCGCAAGCGGACUUGGCAUUUCCCACGCUAGAACGUCCAGCGCCGUUGGCCAAGACAGAAGCACAAAUUGACAAGGAGUUGCGUGCAAUAUUUAUGCGCCUCUUCGCACAACUACUGCAAGGCUAUCGCUCCUGUCUGACCAUCAUACGCAUUCAUCCCAAGCCAGUCAUAACGUUUCACAAGGCGGGCUUUGUGGGCGCCCGGGAUCUCAUCGAGAGUGACUUUCUGUUUCGCGUGCUCGACAGCAUGUUCUUCACCACAUUUGUCAAUGAGCGUGGGCCACCCUGGCGUUCCUCGGAUGCCUGGGAUGACCUUUACAGCUCUAUGAACGAACUGGUCAAGUCAGAGGCCAAUAAUCGCAAUCUCAUUUUAACACAUAUCCAAGAGCUGGGACGCACGCUGUACGAGAAUGAGUCCUCCAAUGCACCCACAGCCUAUGCCCAAAAGGUUCUUCGCCCGCCUGAGGGCGCCUUUCAUCGCAUUCAUCAGCCCGCCUUUCCACGCAUCAAUUCCGACAAAGUGGAGCUCAUUAUCAACGAUGGUCUGCGCAAGAACGGCCUCUCGCAGCGAUUCCAUGUCACACGCAAUCAAAAUCGUAUCAUACCCAUGGGCCCGCGUUUGCCUGAGGUCCUAGAUGUGGGGCCCAGUGUGCAUAAUUCGGCGCGCCGCUUGGAGGUGCUACGCACUUGCAUUGCAUACAUAUUCGAGAAUCGAAUUGCGGAUGCCAGAAAGCUUCUGCCGGCAGUUAUGAGGACCCUGAAGCAUCGAGAUGCCCGUAUUCUGCUUUGCCGCGAGCUUUUCGGCUAUGUGCACGGCAAUAAGGCGGUGCUGGACCAUCAACAAUUCGAUCUGGUCAUACGAUUUAUGAACAAGGCGUUGCAGAAUUCUUCUGGUGUGGAUAAAUACACAGUGGCAGCGGCUUUGCUGCCCAUGUCCACCAUAUUUUGUCGCAAGUUGUCAACUGGAGUCGUACAGUUUGCCUACACGGAGAUACAGGAUCAUUUAAUCUGGCGAAAUUUACAAUUCUGGGAAUCGACAUUCUAUCAGGAUGUGCAGGCACAAAUCAAGGCACUGUACAUCCUCCAUAGACGACAAAAUGAGUAUAAUAAAGAGGCCAAUAGUAUAUUGGAUGAGGUGCCGCUGGAGGAACCAUCUGCUCUGGAAAUAACUGCCGAGCAAUUGCGCAAGAGUCCCACCAUUGAAGAGGAACGCAAGGCCGAGCUGGCCAAAUCAGAGGAGUCCACUUUAUACAGCCAGGCCAUACACUUUGCCAAUCGCAUGGUCUCGUUGCUAAUCCCACUAGAUGUCAAUGUGGAUGCGGCACGCAAACCAAAGCCAGCGUUUCGCAUGGAGGAGAAUCAAAGCGUAUCGAAUAGUAUUAUGGACUCGCACAGUCUGAGCGAACAUUCCGAUGAGGGUUUCGAGGAGAAUGAUGCUCUAGAGAUUGGCGUUAAUGUCGGCAAGACCAUAUCACGUUUUAUCGAUUGCGUUUGUACGGAGGGAGGCGUCACCUCGGAGCAUAUUCGGAAUCUGCACGAUAUGGUGCCGGGUGUGGUGCAUAUGCAUAUUGAAUCUCUGGAGCCGGUAUAUUUGGAGGCGAAACGGCAUCCACAUGUGCAGAAGCCGAAAAUUCAAACGCCCUGCCUGCUGCCGGGCGAGGAGCUAGCGACGGAGCAUUUGCGAUGCUUUCUGAUGCCAGAUGGGCGGGAGGAUGACACCCAAUGUCUGAUACCAGCCGAGGGUGCACUCUUUCUCACCAACUACCGCAUUGUCUUCAAGGGCUCGCCCUGUGAUCCACUCUUCUGCGAGCAGACGAUCGUACGCGCCUUUCCAAUUGCCUCAUUGCUGAAGGAGAAGAAAAUCUCGGUACUCUACUUGGCCCACCUCGAUCAGACGCUGCCGGAGGGUUUGCAGCUGCGUUCAAGUAGCUUUCAACUGCUCAAAGUUGCUUUCGAUACAGAGGUGACGCCGGAACACAUCGAAACGUUUCGGAAGCUGUUGGCGAAGGCGCGUCAUCCCUUCGACGAGUUCGAAUAUUUUGCGUUUCAAUCGUACGGCACUAUGCUGCAGGGCGUGGCACCGUUGAAGACCAAAGAGAAGUACUCCACGCUGAAGGGCUUUGCCAAGAAGACGCUGCUGCGCACAGCCAAAAAGGCGGGCUUCAAGCAGAAGGUUCCAACGAAGCGUAAGCUCAUUACCGACUAUGAUUUGACCGCAUCGAGUGGGGGCGGAGGUGGCAGUGUGGAUGCUUUGGAAACUCGUUCCAUAGACGAUGAGCUCGAGGAUGGCGAUGAGUUUGAGUUGCAGAACGAAACAUUGCCGCGUCUGCUGACCACAAAGGAUAUUGAGCGCAUGCGAGAACGCAGUUAUGUUAAGGAUUGGAAGCGUUUGGGCUUCGAUGCGGAGUCACAGCAUGGCUUCCGCAUCAGCAAUGCGAAUGCCAAUUAUGCGAUGUGUCGUACCUAUCCGGCCAUUGUGGUAGCGCCCGUACAAUUUAGCGAUCCUGCAAUGACACAUUUGGGCCGCUGCUUCAAAAGUCAACGCAUACCGCUGCCCACGUGGCGGCAUUCGAAUGGCGCUUUGCUCAUCCGUGGCGCGCAGCCAAAUAGCAAAUCUGUAAUUGGCAUGCUGAAGAACACAACGGGCAACACAAUGCCCCACGAUGUGACGCAUUAUCAUGAGCAGGAUAAGUAUUUCAUGGCGCUGAUCAACACAAUGCCGAAGCUAACCUUAACCCAGUACUCGGGCAUGAAUCUGUCGAUGAGUUCGUUGCUGUUGGGAAGCAGUGGAGGUGCAGCAGUGGACGAGCAUCAGCCAUUAACGCCGGAGCUGACGCGCAAACACAAAACCAACUUAAAUGUUAACGACAACAAAUGCAGCGGUGGAGCGGCCAACAACAAGAGUAGCACCAUGAAGAGCAGCGGGAAUAGCAACAGCCAAGCGGCCCACGCUUUUCGCAAAAUGCGUCUCUAUGCGCUCAGCGAGAAAUCGCAGGCCAAGUCAAAUUUGAGUGCCGAUUGCUGUGCAGACUUCAUACCCGUUGAUUAUCCGGAUAUACGACAAUCGCGUUCGGCUUUCAAGAAACUCAUACGCGCCUGCAUGCCGUCGCACAAUACGAACGAUGCGGAUGGUCAGAGUUUUGCGAAAAUGGUCGAACAAUCCGAAUGGUUGCAGCAAAUCUCAUCGCUGCUACAACUAUCCGGCGCCGUUGUCGAUUUAAUUGAUUUGCAAGAGUCGAGUGUUAUGUUGUCGUUGGAGGAUGGCUACGAUGUGACCGCUCAGCUCUCAUCGAUUGCUCAAUUGUGUUUAGAUCCGUAUUAUCGCAGCCUGGAAGGCUUUCGUGUGCUCAUCGAGAAGGAGUGGUUGGCGUUUGGACAUCGCUUUGCGCAUCGCAGCAAUCUGAAGCCCUCGCAUGCCAGCACCAACAUUGCAUUCGCACCCACAUUUCUGCAAUUCCUCGAUGUCGUGCAUCAACUGCAGCGACAAUUCCCCAUUGCCUUCGAGUUCAAUGAUUUCUAUCUGCGCUUUCUCGCCUAUCAUGUCGUUUCGUGUCGUUUCCGCACCUUUGUCUUUGACUGCGAAUUGGAGCGCUAUGAUUCGGGCAUAGCAGCUGUGGAGGAUAAACGCGGUUCGCUGUCAGCCAAGCAUAUGUUUGGUGGUGGCAGCGCAGCCAAUGGUUCGGAUGAUGAGUGCAAUGUUUAUCCGAUGGAUAUGCGCAGUCCUCGCACGCCCACGCAACUGAAUCGCAUUGGACACUCGAUUUUCGAUUAUAUAGAGCGACAGCACAGCAAGACGCCACUGUUUUAUAACUUUCUCUACUCCGGCGACAAAGACGAAGUGCUACGUCCGCAGUACAGUAUAGCUGCGUUAGAUCUAUGGAGUUACUACACCAAUGAGGAGCUCGCUCAAGGACCACCUUACGACUUGGAGGUCACGAAUGUGGACGACGAAAUCGACUUGUCCGAAGUAAAGGGCAAACGCAUGGUCAUCAGUGCUGGCUAUGACAACAUUGAGAAAUGCAAUCCCAAUGCCUAUGUCUGUCUGCUUAGCGAAGUUAAGCAGGCAGAGACGGAACGCGGCCAUUUGCCACAAAAGUGGCAGCAAGUUUGGAAGAACCUUGAGGUUCCCAAACUCGAGCUCAUGUCGCGCAAAACAUCACUCAGCAGCAUGCUAGUCCAGACACAAAGCAAACUCCAGCACAAACGAUCCACACUCGAAUUCAUUAUGAAGGGGCGACUGGCUGGCUACCAAGAUAAGUUCUUUCAUCCGCAUCGCUUCGAAAAACAUCCUUAUACGACGCCCACGAAUUGUAAUCAUUGCACAAAACUCCUUUGGGGACCAGUGGGCUAUCGCUGCAUGGAUUGUGGCAAUUCAUAUCACGAGAAGUGCACCGAACUAUCCAUGAAGAACUGCACCAAGUACAAGGCCAUUGAUGGUUCUGUGGGACCGCCAAAUGUGAAUAUUUCCCAGGGGGAUACGGCAAGCAUUGCCUCCAGUGCGGCCACCACUGCUCGCACCUCUAGCCAUCAUUUCUACAACCAAUUCAGCAGCAAUGUGGCCGAGAAUCGCACGCACGAGGGACAUCUCUAUAAACGUGGCGCACUGCUCAAGGGCUGGAAACAACGUUGGUUUGUUCUGGACUCCAUUAAACAUCAGCUGCGUUACUACGAUACAUCCGACGAUACAACGCCCAAAGGUUUUAUAGAACUAGCCGAGGUACAAUCCGUAACCGCUGCGCAACCAACACAAAUUGGAACGAAACGCGUUGAUGAAAAGGGAUUCUUUGAUUUGAAGACCUCAAAGCGCACCUACAACUUCUAUGCGGUAAAUGCGAAUCUGGCACAGGAAUGGAUCGAGAAACUGCAGGCGUGUUUGCAAUAAACAAAACAAAUUGAACAACCACACCCACAAGCAUACAUGAAUGGUUGACACGAUGACCUUAGGUCCUGAUCUGGAACUACGCUCCUUCCUUAGGCGCUGUGUUGUGUAUUUUUUUGUUGGAUUAUUUUCUGUUUCCUCAGUAGGAUAGUGUCUAUGUAACAAUUUACAUAUGUAUAUUUAUUUUGGAACGUGUAUUAGUUGCCUUUGUGUAUUAUUUAAUUGAAUAGUUUAGUGGAAAAGUUGUUUAUGAACACACUCAUAUACUAGAUGUAUACUUAUAAAUAUAUAUAUAUAUAUAAAUAUGAAUAUUAGCAACAAUUAACGCAAAACACUGCUAAGAAAUUAGUAAAGGAAUGAAAUGGAAACCAUGAAAUAGCACUCUUAACUCGAUAUGAUAUUAUGUGAUUAUAUAACAAUAUUGCUGACUACAUACAAGUGUAUAUGAUAUAUGAUUAUGAUGAUGAAUAACAAGCAUUAACAGUAAACGUUUUUAUAUACAUUUUAUAACAUAUACAUACAUAGGUACAUACGUACAUAUAUAGUAAACAAAAAAGAAAAAUACCAAAGAUAAUUCCACCUUUGUUGCGUAACUGAAAUGCAUUUCUUGAUUUCUUCCUUUGAAUUUAAAAUUUAAUUAAUUACCAAGCAACAUUUUUAUACAAUGAUUUACUACAAUUAUAAUUAUUUGUGGCUUAAAAACUAUAUACAUUUUUAAACAAAUGCGCUUUAUUUUGAUUGAAUUGAUUGU
Scaptodrosophila lebanonensis is the source of this 6998-nucleotide messenger RNA. It is a transcript of the gene Sbf, whose product is annotated as myotubularin-related protein 13. The transcript has 10 exons. The record is from RefSeq and is a predicted model, not a curated record. NCBI's taxonomy places the organism in Eukaryota, Metazoa, Arthropoda, Insecta, Diptera, Drosophilidae. Bases 251 to 6250 code for a protein of 1999 amino acids.